Molecule: messenger RNA, 1994 nt
Organism: Aphis gossypii (cotton aphid)
Lineage: Eukaryota; Metazoa; Arthropoda; Insecta; Hemiptera; Aphididae
Exons: 21
Coding region: 78-1802 (574 amino acids)
Source: RefSeq, a predicted model, not a curated record
CAUCGUUACCGUUGUCAAGACAGUUGUAGGUAUUCAUAUUUUCACAACGUUCAUUUUGUCUCUACGUCGAAUUCGGGAUGGAAGAAAAUUCGAAAGUUGAAUUUGUUACGAUGAACUGGUGCUGUUAUUUGUUGCAAAUAGUUGUGUCUCUAUUAGCUAUAAUCGCGUUGAAAAUAAUUUACUUUUUCAUAAAACGUAGAUAUACAAAAACAUUGGUAGUUAACCAAAAUCCUACAGAAGAGAGUGAAACUCAUGCAAGUAGGGAAAAUGUGUUAAAUGGAUCUUCGUCAGAGAGCUUAAAUGUAGAACUCGAAAAAAAAUGUGAAUUAUUAUGUCAAUCGGAUAAAAAUGAAGAACCAUCGGAAGUAUUAUGCAUAAAUGAUUCUGAGUCAUCGAAAUUCAUUCACACGGAAGAUGAUUUGGACCUGGAUUAUCUAUUAAGAGACUUAAUAAAUUUUGAUACAACUUCGGAGAUAGUAAUUGGACAACCUAACCCGGAAAAAUUUAUGGAUAAAGAUGACACUGUUUAUAAUGGUUACGGUUCUACUGAAGAUGAAAUGCCGGAAUUUAAGCAUAGUAAAAAAUUUCACGAUGUUUUGAACACUUGCAUACCAAAUUCUGAUUCACGUUCAACAAUUAUUUCGUGGAAAUCUUGUAAUAAAGAUAUCGACUACUCUGAAUCGGACUAUGUAAACAAUUUGUCCUCAGAAAAUCAAAAAAUACAUCAACCGCUAAAUCUAUGCAUAAAAGACAAUAAAAAUGAAACGGAAACAAAUAUAAAAAACACUAAAACAUUUUUCACGGACAGAAAAUAUAAAAAUACAAGAGACACUAGAGACAUAUUAAUGAUAAAUUCUGAACAUAGUUCUGUACCAAUUGAAGAUGAACAAAAUAUUUUAAAAGUAUGGAAUAAAUUGAAGAAACAGUAUGAUAUUUUGAUGAACACUAAAAUACACUCAUCCAUACUAUAUGACAAAUUGAAGAAUUUAGACUGUAUUUAUGAUAAAGAACUGCGUUCCCUAGGUCUAAAUGUCCCUGAAAAACUGAUAUAUCAUUUGGAAAACAUAGAACAUGAGCAGAAGCAUGAAAACCGUUUGGAAAUUACAAAACUCUCUAUUAUAAACCACAAUGAAUUUGAGAAUAAAGAUAAUUUGGAGAAUGUAAAACAUGAAUUGGAGAGUGAAGGCUGUUCGGAUAACACUGAACUCUCAAUUACAAAUCAUAAUGAAUCGGAGAAUGAAAACAAUAUGGAUAAAAUAAAAAGCUCUUUAAAUGAAGAUGAACUGGUGCUUGAAAACAAUUUGGAGACAACUGAACUCUCCGAUAUAAAUCAAAAUGAAUGGGAGAAUGAAGACAAUUUGGAUAAUACAGAACUUUCAAUUACAAAUCAUAAUGAAUCGGAGAAUGAAAACAAUAUGGAUAAAACAAAAAGCUCUUUAAAUGAAGAUGAACUGAUGCUUGAAAACAAUUUGGAGACAACUGAAAUGUCUUCUAUAAUUCAAGGUGAAUCAAUAUAUGAAUAUAAUUUGGAGAGUCCACAAAUGUCCUCCUUAAAUAAUGACAAAAGCAUUUCUGGUAUCGAUAGUCCUAUUAUCAACUGUAUUCAUGAUUAUGAGGUUCAAGGUAUCACAGACUUGAACAGUACUUCUUCAACUGAAGUCACAGAAUCAUUACCGAGUCCCAUACAUCAAACCAUCAAUUCAAUUGAUGAUAUUCGGUAUGUUGAAGACUACAACGAUAUAAGCUUCUUUGAUCCAACAUUAUCAGAUGAUGCCAUGAAUGAAGCUUUCAUAGAAGAUUAAAUAAUAUUGUAUCAAAAAACUCUAACUAGGUAACUUUAAUAUACAAGAUGAAUAAUUUUAUAAAAUUCACUAUUUUGUUAAAUAAGAACAAAUGGCAAUAAUGUAAAAAUGUACAAAUUCUGAAUGUAUUUUUAUAAGCCAUAUUUACAAUACAUGUCUAGUAAUAUAUUAAGUUCUUGUUUUUCUUUUAAA